UGUCGCUGUACCGCGCGUGAUACGUUGAGUGUAGAUUUCUAUGGCGCAAAAGAUUUUCCAGUCCUUCCGUAGGAUUCCAGGACAUUUCCCUGCUUUUCGUAAAAAAGAGGAGCAUCUCGAUGUACAGGGGUCGAGAUAUAGAGUUUCUGUCUGUUCUGAUUAUGGAUUUCCUUCUAAACCUACGUCAGUUGCGUAUGACCCUGUUAUAGAUAUGUUAGCUGUCCUUACGCGUGAUGGCAACAUUUAUAUAUACGGGAAACCAGGAAUAUCGUUUUCUGCUGUACAUGAAACGAACGCUCAAUAUAUUCAAGUGGUUUUCUUGACUGGCAGUAGAAAACUGGUUACAUUGACUGAUUCAGAUGAUAUGUAUUUAUGGGAGUUGACUUCAGUCAGUCAAACAUCUUGUCAACUGGUCCAAAGAUCAUGUCUCAAAAGAAUUAUAAGUCAACUAAAGUCUUUGUCAAGUGGAGUUCCAAGUAUUUCCACCAAUAACGAAGAAACUAGUCACGUCACUGCUUUGUGCUACGCCUCCGACGGUCGUAGCAUCCUGAUUGGAACUGAUAAUGGUUGGGUUGCCUCUGUUCGUUUAAAUACAAAUACAGCCACUGACGACUUCACGAAAUUCUGGUGCUUACCUUCAGCUGAUGAUGCAAUUAAUCCUUCUCGAAUACUUGAUGGCAUUUCACCUGAUCGUCGUCAGCGUCUGCGGGCAGAUGCAGUGGUGGUUUUAUUAGAAAGGCCAGGGUUUCCUGGACAGCUAUUAAUUGGCUACAAUUCUGGUCUAAGUUUAUUAUUUGACCUCCGUUCAGAUCGUAUUAUGGCACUAUUACCGUGGCAACAUGGCUUGGAAGCUGCCGCUUGGUGCGGCGGUAGUGGCCAACCAAAUAGGUCAAACCCAACAUCUCAUCAACCCCAAUUAGGGAUGCGUCUCUUGACUGCGCAUUCGGACGGAUCUCUGGGAGUUUGGAGUUUGAAGGAAAUCGGCUUCGGUACAACAACAAUAUCUCCCAUUCAACCACCCUUGCUUCAAAUGGAAGAAGCUCCAAGCAUGCCUUAUGGACCUUUCCCGUGCAAACUGAUCAGCAAAGUCUUCUGGCUUCCAUCUGCUCUGGGGGGUAUUACUGUAUUUGUUGGUGGAAUGCCACGUGCCACUUAUGGUGAACGUCAUACUGUAAGCAUAUUGCGUGGAUCCAAUAUUGAUCAAGCUGCUAAUGCCAGUGUUGUUGCUGCCCGACUUGCUGUGGCAGCUGAAGCUGAAGAUGAUGAUGAAAUACCAGAAGAAAGUUCAUUAUCAGCUCCUCCUAUACACGUUUUUGAUUCUGAUGCACCUGAACAUGUAUGUUUGGACUUACCAUCAAGUCUUGUUGAUUUAGUUCCUGUUGGUUCUGUUGACGGACCUGUUCAAAUACUAAUACUUUUAUGUGAAGAAGAAAUGGUUGUGAUUGAUCUUAUAACUUCUGGCUGGCCUUUUAUGCGUCCUCCCUAUUUAACUUGCUUGCACACGACAUCCCUUACUACAUACAAUUUAAUUACACAGGUUAGCCCAACCUUGCUGUCAAAUCUUGAAGCUGCCGGUGCUUACUAUGGUCCUGAAGGGCGUUUUGGUCGUGGAGGAGCAAUUGCAGAUAAUCCAUCAGGUGGGGGUUGGUCCUCUCUCCCUUGGCCAAUACAAGGUGGUCAUGCAUUAAUUAAUGGAUCUCGGUUAUCUACAAGCUCUUUGGGUGGAAAUAUUCUGUACACAGAUGACUUACUUCUUACUGGUCACGAGGACGGUUCUGUUGCAUUUUGGCGACUCAGUGCAGGAGGCUGCCUUCGACGCAUUUAUACCUUAUAUACAGCUAUAUUAUUUGAAGAUGUCAGCCAAUUGGAUCAUCCUAAUGGUGUUGAUGAUGAUGGCGAUGCAUGGCCUCCCUUUCGUCAGGCAGGUGUAUUUGACCCUUUCAUGGACGAUAGCAGAGUAGCUAUACAAUUCAUUUAUCUUGUUGAUAAUACACUGGUUGUGGGUGGAGCUGCAGGUCAGGCAAUUGUAUAUCAAUUUCUUAAUUUCACUCCAUGUAUUGAACCUGCAAUUGUAACAAUUAAAAAAUCCAUGCCCGGAUUUCAAUGGAAAGGACAUGCUCCCCUUACACUUCGAAAAUGCUUUAGUAACAAGAUCACUGUUAAUCCAGAACAAGCUACUCCACUCCCCGCUCAAUUACAAGCUACAGGAGUUAUUUUCGUACAGCCUCCUGCACGUAUUACAUCACUUCUUUCAAGUGAAUUUGAAUUAACUCAUCUAAAAGAAUUUAGUCAAAACCAAACAAAUAACAUUGGUGGUGAUGGCGGUUUACAAAUUUUACUUGCUCUUGGUACACCACAUGGUUUCGGUGUAGUUUUUGUACCGAAACCUUUAUCUAAUAAUGAUUCAAAUACAAAAAAACCAUUACCUCCUCAAUCAUUACUUGCUGUGUCAACAAUACCGGAUAAUAUUGAUGCUCUUCAAGAAGCUGCUGCUGGCGAAGGUUGGGCAAGGCGACGUACUCGAGAACUUAAAAAAAGUCUUCGUGAUUCGUUUCGACGUCUUAAAAGAGUACGAUCAACUAAAUCAAAUUUUCAACCAGUUGUCCCAGCUUCUACUGCUAAUGUUAGUCGUGCUGGCAUUCGACGUACUGUUACUCAAUCUAAUCGUGCUGCUCCCAAUCAAACUGAUGUGGCUCCUCUUGAUGAAGCAGAAAGACGUAGUGGACGUGUCCCAGAUGAGAAUAUAUUAUUAAUAUCACAGUAUAAUGUUGAAAGAGAAAUAUGCGAUCGUGUUCAAGAUACUGCUAACGUAGCUAUUGUAUCCUGUUUUGCAUUUGGUCCACCAUUGUUUAAAUCAAGUCCAUCAAAUUCUCGUCCAAUGUUACAUCCAGUUGCUACACUUUUUAUUGGCACUAAAGCUGGAACUGUUAAAUUAUAUUCUAUUUUUGUUGACAAAACAUCAUUAAAUUCUAGCGUUCUACCUAAACUACAGCUGUAUUAUUCUCGAGAACUUAUUUUACAACAUCGUGCUCCUGUUCUAUCACUUCGUCUAAUCGAUGCUAAGUCAAAUAUGCCUUACUCAUUAUCGGAUUACAAACAUUACAUAUCUGAUUCUGGUAAAUCUCAUAAUCUACCUGUAUUAUCAGUUGUGAGUGAAGAACAAAUACGAUUAUUUAAUUUGCCUAAUUUACACCUAAAAUUCAAAGCUCGUAUUACCGCUAUUGAUGGUUAUCGUAUCAAAUCUGCUUCAGUAGUUGGAUUUCGAAUACACGGAAAAACCAGUUCAUCAUUAUCAAAAGAAUCCACUGUUGAUUCUGCUUGUGGUGAUCUUGAACGUUCGAAUGCAAGUGGUAUAUCUGUAACAUCUCAAACAAAUCAAAACUGUGAAUAUUCAUUUGUUUUUACAAAUGUUGGUGGUCAAGCUGUUUUGCUUAGUAUGCCGCAACUUCGACGAAUGGAUACCUUACAUUUGCUGGAUUCUCAUGAUGUAGUUGCAGUCAGUUCAGUUGUAUUUUCUCAACCUGGCAGUAUAAAUGUAAAUACUUCAUGUUAUGUUCCUGGACCUGCUCUCGGACUUUAUCAGUUGGCACCUGGUCAACUUACACUUUUUGACGUUGUACGUACUGGACAAAAAGCUAGCUCACUUGGAGUAUCUUAUCGUCCUAUAUAUCGACUAUCUCUUAUUGGCAAUCCAAAUUCAAAUAUGAAAACUUUAUCCGAAAAGACAAAUAGUAUUGGAGAUAGUAGAAUUUCUAAUAGAAGUGUUUUAUCGACCAGUCAGUUGCAUAACAUAUCACAGACAUCUAGUGUACUUAGUUCAUCCGUACAAAAUCAAUCAAAUUCUAUGUCAUCACACAAUCGAAGUGAUUCAAUAAGAAAUGGUCUCGUUUCACCUUCUGUAUCAUGUACAAGUGAUAGAAAUAAUCACAGGAAUCGUGUAUCCUAAAUAAUAUAAUUGAUUAUUCGAUUUAUGCUAAUCUCUCAGUAACUAUAUACUAGGUCAGUGCUACAAUUUACCGCAAACAUAUCAUGCUUUUUCUUCCCUCUCUCUCUCUCUCUCUCUCU
This is a messenger RNA of Schistosoma intercalatum, 4065 nucleotides long. Lineage: Eukaryota; Metazoa; Platyhelminthes; Trematoda; Strigeidida; Schistosomatidae. The record is from the annotation of a GenBank genome assembly.